Messenger RNA from Colletes gigas, 840 nucleotides. Its product is annotated as jerky protein homolog-like. Bases 1 to 840 code for a protein of 279 amino acids. Gene Ontology annotation, cellular component: nucleus. NCBI's taxonomy places the organism in Eukaryota, Metazoa, Arthropoda, Insecta, Hymenoptera, Colletidae. The record is from RefSeq and is a predicted model, not a curated record. Gene Ontology annotation, molecular function: DNA binding. The transcript has a single exon.
AUGAAUACGGAACUUUUCAAAGCCUGGUAUCUUUCCGAUUUUAUUCCAGCGGUUAAACGGCAUCAGGAAACCACAGGGAAUAAAGGAAAAGUGUUACUCCUACUGGAUAACGCUCCAUCACAUUCUGUAGCAGAAUUGAAUACAUUGACCGAUGAAAUGUUCCGUGUUAUAUUUUUCCCGGCAAAUGUAACGUCAUUAAUCCAACCAAUGGAUCAGGGCGUUAUCGAGAAGACCAAAAGAUUAUAUCGUAAAAAUUUACUUACAAAAAUACUGCUUGAAGAGAAUCAAAAUGUAGUUCAGUUUGUCAAGCAUAUAACAUUGAAGGAUUGUUGCAAUAUAAUAAAUGAAACAUGGAUCUCGCUGACACGGGACAAUCUUCGCAACGCAUGGAGAAAACUCCUUCGUGACAACGAAGUGGAGGUGCCCGAAAGAAGAAGCAGGGACGAUGAAGAAGAAAUUUUAAAUAUUCACCAGGUUGCAAGAACCAUUCCGUGUUAUACUGAUAAUGAAAUUGAAGAUACCAACGAAUGGCUUGGAAGAGAUAAAAACGAUCACGGCUUCCAAAUUUUAACUGACGAAGAACUAGUAGACAAAUUUACAGGACACAAUGCAACAACUGACGGAAUAGAGGAAGUAAUUGAUGAUGAAGAAUCAGAGGAGUCAGAAGAAUCACAAUUAGCGAUCAAUGAAGAAGUUCCCACCGAUGCCGAUGCACUAGCUGCUUUUAAGACUGCAAUAAAAUGGUUCAAAGCACAGCCAGAAUCGAAUAUUGCUAAGUGUGAAUUAAAAUGUCUCCAAAACUUAAAAGAACUUGCAUGUUCAAAAAUUGCGAACGGAUAA